Molecule: messenger RNA, 1826 nt
Organism: Diabrotica balteata
Lineage: Eukaryota; Metazoa; Arthropoda; Insecta; Coleoptera; Chrysomelidae
Source: the annotation of a GenBank genome assembly
GAAGGCCAAAGCAAUGUUAUUUUUCAGCCAUGUUUGUGUUAUUGCAACGAGAAUAUUAAGCAUACUUAAUAAAUCUGAAAUUCGACCUACUGGCGUUUCCCUUUUACCAUACUUAAUUCUGACUUGCGCGUCUGUGAAAACUCUCUUCUAAGGAAUUAAAACUUUAGUUAGUGAAACCAAAACGCAGCAAUAUGAAGUGAAAUUACUACCGAAGUUUGACCCACAUAGUUUAAAGACCAAGCUAGUGUACAUGUGUUUCUGUUUAUUCGUGAUGAUUAGUUACUGAAAACUUCGUAAAUAUGGUGUCUUAAUAAACAUUUCAUAAAAAAAUGUCCAACAAAAAGGCAGGGGUUAAAACUAAUGCGGAACCUGCAGUUUUACCUCCUCGAUAUCAACCACCCCCUAUGCCUACUGGGCAGGGCAUUUUGAAAAACUCACCUACAGAACCCACCAAAAAACCUCCAAAGACUGGGGAAAAUGUAAAAUCGUUAUAUCCAAACGACCAACACGCAAAAUUUUUCCCAAACCCUCAGGUAAGAAUACACCAGUAUCCUCCACCUUUGAGACAACUUCCGGAUGAAGUUCGGACCACACAGCUACAAAUACAUCACGAAAAUCCUCCUCCAAGACCACGUCUACCUGAAGAAUCUGGAGCUCAACAAAUUCACCUCGAUUUAAGAGUACCUCAACAGCGACAACCCAUUAGAUACGACGACGAAUUUUUGAGACCUGAAAUGCUGAAAUUUGUGAGAAAACCUGACGAUCCAAGGUUUAUAGACCCUAAUAGACAGUUUCAGGGUAUAUUGCUAGAGCUGAGAUCAUUAAAAGAAGCAAACCAACAUCUAGCAGAUGACAAUCAAGAAUUGCGAGAUCUUUGCUGUUUUUUGGAUGACGAUCGUCAAAAGGGUCGAAAAUUGGCUCGAGAAUGGCAACGAUUCGGACGAUAUACAGCUAGUGUUAUGAGACAAGAAGUUUCCGCUUAUCAGACUAAACUUCGGGAAUUGGAUAAUAAGCAACAGGAAUUGAUUAAAGAUAAUUUGGAGCUGAAGGAGUUGUGCUUAUAUUUAGACGAAGAAAGGGCAAAUGGUUCUCUCUGUCCAAGUUGUGGAAAUAAUGCUGGAGGAAAUCUGAGGGACGACGGUGAUGGAUCAAGUUCGAGUACAAAUGCCGACGAACCUGCUGUACCCCAACAGUUUAAUUCCGGAGCAAAUCCUCAAAGAAGAUCUGAAAGCAGAGAAAGAAUCUUGCACGAGAACCUUGCACGGCAGCGAAAUACUUUUAAUGAUCAAAUAAUGCAAUAUGUCAGAAGCUUGGAACAACGAGUUAAGCAAUUGGAGGAAGACAAAAGAGCAUUGACUCACAAGAUCAACCAAAUAGCAACGACGACAGGCGAUCCAAGCUUAGCAGCCCCUCAAGACUUAGGAGGAGGGAUGUUAACAGGAAGACCAGAAGCAGUCGUCCGAGCUCUUCAAGUUCUUGAAGUAAGAGAACAGUUGGAAAGAGAAAGUCACGAAUUGGGAGUUGAAACCAUGUCGGAUACUACUUCACAAGAUAUGGACGAUGGAGAGAAGGCACUCGUUAGGGAAAUGUGUAAUGUGGUAUGGAGAAAAUUAGAAGAUCCAAAUACAACGAGACGUUAAAUUGUGACAUUCAAGAGAAAAUCUUGCCGAUUCUUAACUUGAAAAGAAGUUAUUGCGUAUGGCUGGAGAUGAUUUAUAGUGCAAGAAAAUAUAAAUAUUUUAUUUAUUGCCUUUAUUUAAGAUAUUAAGUAAGUUUUUUAUUUAUAAAACAAAUUUUAUAUUUACAAAUAAAUUCUUUGGAUUCAA